Molecule: messenger RNA, 2523 nt
Organism: Aspergillus campestris IBT 28561
Lineage: Eukaryota; Fungi; Ascomycota; Eurotiomycetes; Eurotiales; Aspergillaceae
Product: GH92 family glycosyl hydrolase
Exons: 2
Coding region: 1-2523 (840 amino acids)
Biological process (GO): glycoprotein catabolic process; carbohydrate metabolic process; protein deglycosylation
Cellular component (GO): cytosol; nucleus
Molecular function (GO): peptide-N4-(N-acetyl-beta-glucosaminyl)asparagine amidase activity; carbohydrate binding
Source: RefSeq, a predicted model, not a curated record
AUGUAUUACGCACACAGUAGCAAUGCCAUCCUCGCUACCCUCCUAACCCUCGCGACCCCCCUCUCCUCACAUCCAUCCCCAACCCCAAAACAGGCCUCGUACCAUGCUCCUAGCAUCCUAGACCACGUCAACCCUCGAAUUGGAACGUAUGGGGUUACCCCCAACGGCAACGGGGGUAUGAUCCCCUCUGUGGCGCCCCCGUUCGCCAUGACGCGAUGGACGCCGCAGACACGCGAGAACUUUAUCUCGCAGGUGCCGUACGGGGAUUCAGAUCGUCUGAUGCACGGGUUCCAAGCUACUCACCAACCGGCUAUUUGGAUGGGGGAGGCAGGACAGGUUGUGCUGAUGCCUGGUCUUGGGGAUGUGCGCCCGCUGUUUGAGGAUCGUGGUCUGAUAUUCAAAAAAGACGAUGAGGUGUCUACACCUUAUGUCUAUGAGGUUGAGUUGGAUGCUACGCCAAGGCUAGGGAGAGACUGGAAUGCAACUGCGGAGGCGGUAGGCGAUGGGCCUGACCCAGGCGGUGUUGGAAAAGUCCCGGAGGAAGUGAAGGACGGGGCUAAUGGGCGGGUAAGGAGACAGCAUCAGGCUGCUAUGCAAGGAGAUAAUGCAGAUGACGACACUGAAGAUUCCAGCAAUGGGGAUACAAUCCAGGCGGCCAUGUCCGCCGACGCACAUACGGGCUAUCUUCGCUUCACCUUCAACACCCGUGACCAUGCCCAGCCCUACAUCUUCAUCCAAGCCAACCGCCGCAACUGGACCGGCGAGGUACACAUCGAUCCCGACGCGCGCGAGAUCUCAGGCUACAAUCCCGAGCGUCAAGACUACGGACUCGGCCCAGAUAAAGCUGCGUCUUUUCGAGGCUACUUCGUCGCCCGUUUCUCGCAGCCGUUUGCAUCCUACGGCACAAGCGCGGGAAACAUUACACAUGACGGCGCGAAUCACCACAAAGGCAAUUUCAGCGGCGCAUACGCUCGGUUCGCGCCAUCUACAAAAACCGUAGAAGUCCGGAUCGGCGUCUCCUACGUAAGCAUUGACCAAGCGCGCACGAAUCUCGACCUCGAGAUUCCAGACUCCCAGUCCUUUGAGCGGACUGUCGAACGCGUCAAAGCCGCAUGGCUCGACAAACUCGGUCGCAUACGUAUAUCAGGAGUCAACCGCACAGACGCGGACCACGACCCGCGCACAAUCUUCUACACAGCCCUCUUCCACACCCUACAAUACCCGAGUGACUUCUCCGAGCCUCUCCCACCACCAUCCAAAAACCGCACCUACUACUCAGGAUACACCGACAGUAUCCACAUAGCCCCAGACUCCUACUACCAAUCAUGGUCAAUAUGGGACACCUACCGCGCAGAACACGCACUGCUCACACUGCUCGCCCCAGAACGCGUAAACAGCAUGAUGCGUUCCCUGCUCCAGAUCUUCACAUGGAGCGGCCGACUCCCGAUAUGGGCCAACAUCGUCGAAACCAAUAUCAUGAUAGCGACACAUGUAGACGCUGUCUUGGCUAAUGCCCUCACCCGAGGUUUUCGCGGCUUCAAUACCACUCUGGCAUGGCAAGCCGUUCGAAAAGACGCGUUUGUUCCCCCUCAAGACGACACAUCCUUGCUUUACUACGACCGCCAGCCCAAUACGUCCUACGAGGCCCGCGCGGGCCUUACUUCUUACGCGAAGAAAGGCUGGGUGUCGAACGACAGGUGGGCGGAGUCUGCUAGUCGCACGCUGGAUUAUGCGUUUGACGACUACGCGUGUGUUAUCGUCGGUGAGCAUGGCUCCGGCGCUGACGAAGGCGAGCUCGAAGAGUUACGCGCGCGGAGCAAAAACUACGUCCAUAUCUGGAACAAUGAAACGCAGUUUAUGCGCGCGCGGAACGAUAACGGAUCCUGGGCUCGCCACGCGGACUGGGGCUGGACGGAGGGCGACUCCUGGGUGUACACCUUCGAUGUGAUGCACGAUGUACCGGGUUUGGUUCGGCUCUUCGGCGACAGGGAGGCGCUGCUGGGGAAGCUGGACGAGCAUUUCGAGGACGGACAUAACGACCACACUAACGAGCCCAGUCACCAUGUGCCGUACCUUUAUUCUGGGCUUGGGGCGCCAAAUCGGGCGGCGGACAAGAUUCGGGCGAUCGCGUGGGAGAACUACAAUGCGACCAGUGGGGGGCUGAGUGGGAACGAAGAUCUGGGCCAGAUGAGCGCGUGGUAUGUCUUCUCGGCACUGGGGUUCUACCCUGUUGACCCCGCUGGGGAUGAAUAUGUGGUUGGGUCGCCCUUCUUCGAAAGCAUCAAGAUCAUGUGGCCGGAUGGGGUUGCGACAGGGGGUGAUAUUGCCGGCGGAGACACGGAUAGAGUUUUGCAUAUUACUGCGCCUGGGGCUCCGUCGAUGCCGUAUGUGAAGCGUUUAAGGCUGGAUGGGAAGGAGGUCGCCGUGCCUAUCCUGAAUCACAGGGAUAUUGUGCGGGCGGAGCGCAUUGAGUUUGAGAUGAGUGAUACACCGAAUUCAUGGGGGACGAACCACGUGUGGUGA